GUCCGAAGGGGUAGUAGUACUUCGGAUGGAGUUACGACCUGCGUUCAAUCGCCCACACUUCCUGAUUACGAUCGGGGAAGUGAUAAUCUACGGCUCGUGGCGACUCUCGCCUUCAGUCUUACAUCGCACUUUUUGCCACGACCAGGAAGUGCAAGAGCUGAAU
This is a messenger RNA of Paraglomus brasilianum, 163 nucleotides long. Lineage: Eukaryota; Fungi; Glomeromycota; Glomeromycetes; Paraglomerales; Paraglomeraceae. The record is from the annotation of a GenBank genome assembly.